Messenger RNA from Penaeus monodon (black tiger shrimp), 806 nucleotides. RefSeq names its product serine/threonine-protein kinase 3-like. Lineage: Eukaryota; Metazoa; Arthropoda; Malacostraca; Decapoda; Penaeidae. Gene Ontology annotation, biological process: regulation of MAPK cascade; protein phosphorylation; intracellular signal transduction. The record is from RefSeq and is a predicted model, not a curated record. Gene Ontology annotation, molecular function: ATP binding; protein serine/threonine kinase activity. Gene Ontology annotation, cellular component: cytoplasm.
GCGGUUCCCUCCCGCGAGCACGUGCGUCUCUCGUUCUCUGUGGCGGCGGCGCCUCCCGCGUGUGUCGGUUAGCCGUCGUGGUGUAACUAUUAUUAUGAUAGUUGUUAUGGUUGUAUCGACAAGCGCCUCAGCCUCGUGACGUGUCGUGCGUUGCAGGAGCUAUUCGCCUCCGCGAUCGUGUAGGUCCUCCCGAGGAGCAGCGAGCCGGCGCUUCAGUGUUGGCGAGGCGAGUGUCCAGUGCCUGAGGACCGUGCCUAAGGGAAUCGAACUGAGCCUCAGUGGCGCUGCUGUGACCGAGUUGAACCUGUGACACUGAGGACCCCGAGUGAGCCAGGUUGAGCUGGGCGCGGCGCCCCUACGCCCACGCCAUGGACUAGCCGCGAGGCGAUGUGAGCCCCGAGAGCGCCCGCUCGCCUUCGUCCGCGGGAUCGCCUCCUGCUGGCGUCCCCCUGGGUCCCUCCCGCGCGUCCCUCGGGGCCCCUCCUGCAGCGGGGCCCCGCCUUCCCCUCUCCCUCCCUCGGAGGCAUGAUGGAGAGCCUGGAGUUCCGCGAGAAGCUGCUGUACCCGGGCAUCACGCCCACCAUCCACUGCCACACCUGCAAGCGGCAAGGCAAGCGGCGGGCGGCGAGGCCCGUGUCCUCCCCGCCCGCGCCCGCCUCCGCCGCGGGUCUUCUCCUCAACGGCGAGCCACACACCAAACACAGUGAAGAACAGAAUGAAAAUGGCGAGUUGGUCAAGCUCAGCGAGGAGUCGCUCAUGCGGCAGCCGGAGGAGGUUUUCGACAUCAUCUGCAAACUGGGCGAGGG